This is a messenger RNA of Microstroma glucosiphilum, 2958 nucleotides long. RefSeq lists its product as hypothetical. The coding region runs from base 1 to 2958 and encodes 985 amino acids. NCBI's taxonomy places the organism in Eukaryota, Fungi, Basidiomycota, Exobasidiomycetes, Microstromatales, Microstromataceae. The record is from RefSeq and is a predicted model, not a curated record. The transcript is spliced from 2 exons.
AUGGCAAUGGAAGCGGCAGCAGAUAUGCACCUCGGUAAGAACACCUUCUUUCAACAACAUAUCUUUUGGUCGCCAGGCUGCGAUCGAUCCAUAAUGAGCACGUCCUCUUCUUCUCACCCACAAGCGCGAGAUCGUGCGGCAGCGCCAUCCAGCGAUGAUGUUCCCGCUCAAUCCCCUGCCCCUAUACCUCGACCUCCCAAUGCCUGGAUUCUCUACCGCUCUCACAAGAUCGAGCAGCUUCGCAAGGAGGAGCUCCGCCUGGCAGCUCAAGAACAAGCAACAGGAGGCGGGUCCGGGCCUACGACUCCCGCAAAAGGUCAUGCCAGACGAUCUUCAAGUGGAGGAGGUGGUCUCAAGAGGGGUGCUCUGACAGCCAGCGCUCUAGCCGCCCUCGGCAGCACCUCGCAAGAUGGUGAUCCUAGUCCCACCAAGCCCUUCUUCGGAGCCUUCGAGGAGCGAAGAAGCAGAGUCGGCAGUCCCACUCCUUCUCUGUCCUCGACCUUUGCGCCAUCGUCUUCCUUCAUCCAGCCACCUUCGACCUCGACUUCCUUGCGCGAACACUCGUCAGCAAGCGGCAUGACGGCUUCUACAGCUGUCCCCAUAUCGACUCUCCUAGCACAGAUGUGGAAAUCAGAGCCGGAGUCGGUCAAGUCGACCUUCAAAGACAUGGCCAAGCGAAAGGAAGCAGAGCAUAAGCAGGCAUAUCCUGAAUACAAGUACACACCGCGAGUAACAGAGAAGUCGAUCAAGGCCAGACAGAAAGCCAAGGGUCUUAAGAGAAUCGCUACGGGCAAGGUCCAGACCGAACUGAGUGCCGUCCAAGGACCAUCCCCUCGUAGCCCUCGCAGUACUUCGCCUAAGAGACAACGUUACCCCCCACCGCAAGCCAGUCCACGUAGAGGCCUUCGUUCCGCUCGUGGACAGGGCUCACCCGGUCGCGAAGAGGAAUUCCGACGAUCGCUGAGCCCAAUGCGAGAAGCAGCAAGGCCGUACCCAACCCUGUCCAACUCUGUGGAUGCCCACCCUGCUGAGACACGAGCAGUCCUGCAGGCGCCGGAUGAUGGCACUGUGAAGGGCUUGAGAAGAUCGCCGCGCUUCAAGCAGGCUGCCGUAAAACCCUUUCCAGACACCAAUGACACUUGUACCAAUACGUCGCCCGCACAAGGUACCGCAGAGGAGACUCAGGAAGUCGAAGCUGCCAAGGUCGAUGAGCUCAUGCAAAACAUUGUGAAGCCUGUGGAGGCGCAGCUCAAUAGUUCACCGGAGGCUCAAGUAAAGCACGGCGCUAUUGCAAGCGCCCCCUCUUCGAUUCUACCAUGGUCUCCCCCAGAAGCGAGCAUUUGGACCGGCGAUGACGACAGAGCAGAAUUCGACUACGACAUGCACUCUUAUCUUGCCGACCAAAGCCUGGAGGGAUCAUAUGCUGCUGGGAGCGUGCUCGAGAACAUGGACUCGUCAACUGUCGACAUUGCAUCACCAUCGCAUGCAGCAAUGGGCUUCUUUGCACCUUUUGAUGAAGCAGGGAAUGACGGCGAUCGAUCGAUCGUAGACAUUUUGUGCAGUGAUCGGGCGCACCUUGACAGCCUGUUGAGAUCAGACGUGCACACUGUAGGAGAGAGGAAAUCUCCCUGGAGGAGAUCAGACUGUGAACAGGAUCUUUCCUUCGAGUACCUCUCCGCAGAUUCAUCCGGUAUGAAGUAUGACAACUUCAUCAAAUUGCAGGAUGUAUCCUGGCGAAAGCGUCGCCACCCUCAUGAUGUCUCCACAAACACCUAUGAGGAGAAAAGCUCAAGAGGUACCACCCAACGGCACGAUCGACAGUCUUUGCAAGACGAUGACAUGUCUUACACCUGCUCGUCGCCUGUGGUGGACCGUCAAAACUCCACUCAGACGAUCACGAGAAACAAUGCUUCACAGAGUGACACUAAUGGCGAUCGCAUUGCCGAGCACUCGUCCGCCUUUAUCAAGUCGGAAUUGCUUCUUCCAGAACUCCAGGACUUCUCUCUUCCGUUGGAGCUAGUCGACUUUUCUUUCGACCACCGGGACAGGGAGGUAGCAGAUGGCAUCCCGUCGCCGCAGGGCCCGUGCGACGAAGAUACUGUCGUCAACGUGGAGGACGACUCGAUGAUCACAUGGGCAGACACCGAGGGUACACAAGAACAAUACUCAUCUGCAUGUGCUCCCGAGCAGCUCAGAUAUGGUGAUCGUCAGACUUCAACGACACAUGGCAACAGCAGUCCUCUUUGGACACGACAACACGCAAACUUCGCAAGAUUUCUUCUCCGGCAAGCAGGACAAGAAGACGUUCUUUCUUCCGGCUCCAGCCCAAAGUGUACACCAUUGCAGGCAGGCUUGCAUGGAGGAGAGUCGGGUUCCGUGUCGACGCCCAAGGUCUUCGACUUAGGCGACGCGAUAGAGCCCGGACUGACUCUGACACAUGGGGCUGCGAUGCCAAACCAGUCUACAGCCCCGCUUCAGCGGAGCGCAGGUGGGCGGCCCGCCCUGCCCUUUGCCCCUAAGUAUGACUUCAUCAACAGCGCCCUCCCUCGUUCUGCUCAGGCCCACUACUCCAGUCCUUGCGGCUAUGACACAUCAGAUACAACAGCCUCUUCACCUAGCUCACCUUUGACAUCGCGGAUUUCGCAAUUCGAGUGUGCAACAUCCCCGAUGCUGUCCACCCUGGCGAAUGGACCGAUGUCCCGCGUCGGUGAAAGAGCAAGGCAAUGGGAGGCUAUGACGGAACAGGGCCGACAGGCAUCCCGGCCACCUGCAACACGCCGAAGCGACAUGAGUCGAACUCCCAAGGGGGAAUUGCUGCAAGCUGCGUCGCCGGCUCCGGUACCUUCGACAGUGACCGAACGCUUGGAGCUCAAUGGAUCAUACACAGAAGAGGAAUUAAUGGAUAUGUUGGCGCGAAGGAGACUGCAAAGGGCAGAAGGUCGAGAGCGUGAGCGGUGA